AUGUAUCCGGAGGAGGGCGAGGCCCCCGCAGCUGCGAAGCUGACGAAGGAGCAGGAGGAACAGCUGGUUGUCCGCCUGCACGAUCAUUCCAUGGCGCACAGGCAGGAAACGCUGCGGGAGCUGGAGGCCCGGUUUUACCCCACAAUGCCGCCAAAGCGGCUUGACAAGGAAACGAUAGACGGCAGCGUCACGCGGCAGGUGAAUCAGGAGAUGGCGAAGCGGCAGGCGGCGCGCGAGGAGCGCGAGGCACGGAUCCAGGAAGGCUACAAACCACGCAAGGCGUCCGCUGGCAACGUGGAUAGAAGCACAGAGUGGCUUUAUGCCGAGUCUAUGCAGCGGAAGAAGGCAAACAUGGAGGAAAGCAGGAAACGAUACCUCUACUCUGGACCACCUGUGGUCCAUAAGAAGGCCUCGGAGAUACGCGAGUACGUGACGCGCUUGGCUGUACCCAAGAAGCGGGAAUUUACGGUUGACGAGAUCAACAAAAUUUACGGAUUGUCUGCAGAAUCGGCCCAGGGGCCGGGCGCACCUGACGAGGUUGAUGCUGCUGCCGCCGGUGAGACUCAGCAUGGAUCGUAG
Molecule: messenger RNA, 579 nt
Organism: Trypanosoma conorhini
Lineage: Eukaryota; Euglenozoa; Kinetoplastea; Trypanosomatida; Trypanosomatidae
Exons: 1
Coding region: 1-579 (192 amino acids)
Source: RefSeq, a predicted model, not a curated record